Messenger RNA from Rhipicephalus sanguineus (brown dog tick), 1167 nucleotides. RefSeq lists its product as uncharacterized. Gene Ontology annotation, biological process: protein folding; protein stabilization; protein import into mitochondrial matrix. The record is from RefSeq and is a predicted model, not a curated record. Gene Ontology annotation, molecular function: zinc ion binding; protein-folding chaperone binding. Lineage: Eukaryota; Metazoa; Arthropoda; Arachnida; Ixodida; Ixodidae. The transcript has 2 exons. Bases 101 to 676 code for a protein of 191 amino acids. Gene Ontology annotation, cellular component: mitochondrion.
GCGUGCAAAUCAAAUAUGGUGCCUGUCAGGUUCGGUUGAAAGCUCUGCGUACGUUGGCACACUGUCCAGCUCAUGAAUAGUCGACAUUGGCUUUUGGAAGAUGUCGAGAUCGAUGAGCAAGAUGCUUGUGCGAAGCCUGCUUCUUUGCCUGCGAGCCCGCAACGUGCCUUGGAGGCAUUGUGAACGUUGCUACGCGGGGUACGCGGGUGCCGCUGCAGAGGGUCACCAUCACAAAUUGCGAAGAUCCUUCUUCUGGGGUGCCAACUGCGACCAGAUUCAUUGCCACAGGACCACUCGGGUUGUAUGUGUGAAGACGUUGUCGACGGCUACCGAUGUUAAAUCUUGCCCUCAAACUGUCUGUGGGUCUACGUUGUCCGAAACUAAUGACAAGAUCCGGGUGCCUGUCGCAAAACUCCAAGGCCGUAUGCUGCUGUCGUUCCUUUGCAAACUCUGCUCAACACGAGUCACCAAGCUAAUUUCGAAGGUCUCCUAUGAAAAGGGCGUUGUCAUCGUCAAAUGCCACGGUUGCAGCAAGCACCACCUCAUUGCAGAUAACCUGGACUGGUUUCCCGAACUCGAAGGCAAAAGGAACAUAGAAGAAAUCUUGGCAUCGAAAGGCGAAGCUGUCCGUAAAGCACUUUUGAAAGAUGAGAUCCUUGAAGUCACUGGUUCGUGAGCACUGGGCCUAAACAGCGUCAUGCAAGACUGUUUUCCUAAUUGAAGAACUGCCGUCAAAAUUUUCGCACAUGAAAAUAACUUUUCAAGAUCUGCGUUACUGCUUAAGGUACUGUUUACUUAGUUGCAGGAGCAUGAAUAGUCCAAACAUUUUAAAUUUGUGACCCCAGUUCAACAUACUAGGGCUAGCUUUUUUUUUUUCUCAUAUUCAGAGGAUUGAAAAUCAACACUCCUGUUCUUGUCUUGGCAAAGUUUACUUUUUUUGGCUUCCGUGUUGAAUUUAUAUAGUUACUCACAGAGCACUUAGAUUUUUAAUGGAACAACCCAGCAAAUUUCUUGAACCACUUCACCUAACCUAGGAUGCCUAGUACUUACUUACUCAGUUCAUUUGAAUUGUAUGCAUAUUCUGUGUAAUUUCUAGCAGGCAUAUUGAUGGGAGCUCAUAGAGUUCUCAAAAAUCCAUGGCCUAUAAUAAAGUUAUGGUGUCUUGUA